Molecule: messenger RNA, 1859 nt
Organism: Tricharina praecox
Lineage: Eukaryota; Fungi; Ascomycota; Pezizomycetes; Pezizales; Pyronemataceae
Product: nucleolar protein NOP58
Exons: 3
Coding region: 138-1697 (519 amino acids)
Cellular component (GO): small-subunit processome; box C/D methylation guide snoRNP complex
Molecular function (GO): snoRNA binding
Source: RefSeq, a predicted model, not a curated record
GUUCUCUUUUUGGCUUCUUUUUUCCUCAACCUUCACCACCCACCACCACCAACCACAACGCCCACCCAUCUCCACUCUUUGACUUGAGACUCAAUUCAGGGAUCUAGAGCGAGACGAGCAAUACAGAAACCUACACAAUGACCUUCCUCAUCCUCGCGGAAACCAGCGCGGGAUACGCUCUGUUCAAGGCAAAGGACAAGAAGCUUCUCAAGAAGGAUGAUUUGGCCAAGGAGAUGAGCACCGCCGAAGGUGCUUCGGGAUUGCUCAAAUUGAAGCAGUUCUCGAAGUUCGACAGCGCUGCCACUGCUCUGGAUGAGGUUUCGGCGCUGGUGGAGUCCAAGGUCUCGCCCAUGCUGUCGUCGAUCCUCGAUGGCCUCAAGGAUGAGAAGAAGGCGUCGUUGGUGGUCAGCGAUCCCAAGUUGGGAAUCGCAAUCAACAAGAUCCCCGGGCUCCAGCUCAACGUCAUCUCCGACUCCAGCACCCAAGAUCUGUACCGUGGAAUCCGCGAGCACCUCACCUCGUUGAUCCCUGGUCUGACACCGACUGACCUGUCCACCAUGUCGCUGGGUCUGUCUCACUCGCUCUCGCGCCACAAGCUCAAGUUCUCUGCCGACAAGGUCGACACCAUGAUCGUGCAGGCGAUCGCCCUUCUCGACGACUUGGACAAGGAACUCAACACCUACGCCAUGCGCGUCAAGGAAUGGUACGGAUGGCACUUUCCUGAGAUGCAGAAGAUCAUCAACGACAACAUGGCGUACGCCCGUGUGAUCAUAACCAUGGGCAUGCGUACAGACUGCGCGACCACCGACCUGUCCGAGAUUCUCCCUGAGGAAAUCGAGACGCAACUCAAGGCCGCGGCUGAGGUCUCGAUGGGAACCGAGAUCACCCCCCAGGAUCUCACCAACAUCCGCGCUCUCGCCGAGCAGGUCAUUUCGUUCGCCGAGUACCGCCAGCAGCUAUCGUCGUACCUGACCGCACGGAUGAACGCCAUCGCGCCCAACCUGACCGUCCUCGUCGGCGAGCUCGUCGGCGCCCGCCUGAUCGCCCACGCCGGCUCGCUCAUCAACCUGUCCAAGGCGCCCGCCUCAACCCUCCAGAUCCUCGGUGCCGAGAAGGCGCUCUUCCGCGCGCUCAAGACCAAGCACGACACGCCCAAGUACGGACUGAUCUACCACGCCUCGCUGGUCGGCCAGUCGACCGGCAAGAACAAGGGCAAGGUCGCGCGCAUGCUCGCCGCCAAGACGGCGCUCGGAGUCCGCUACGACGCUCUCAACGAGGAGAAGCCCGAAGAGGCGUCCGAGGGCCGUCUCGGCCACGAGAUGCGCCGCAAGGUCGAGGGCCGCAUGCGCCACCUCGAGGGUAAGCCCCCGCUGCCCCGCGAGGAGGCCUUCGUCUCUACCGCUGGCAACAAGAAGCUCGAGAUCCGUGGCGGAAGGACGUACAACGCCGAUGCGGACGCGGCUAUGGACGACGCCCCGGUGGCUGCGGCCGCCGUCGAGGACGCACUCAAGAUGGAUGUUGACGCGCCCGAGGAGGAGAGCGACGACGAGGAGGAGAAGGCGAGGAAGGAGCGCAAGAAGGAGAAGAAGAGGAGAAAGGCCGAGGCUGCUGACGGCGACGACGAGAAGAAGGAGAAGAAGGUGAAGAAGCAGAAGAAAGACGGCAAGAAGGACAAGAAGCGGAAAAAGGAGGAGUAGGUUGUCGUUUUUGUAGAUAGUUUACAUCCCCCUCCCCCUCCCUAUAGUAGUUGUUGUUCUGCGCUUGUUUUUUGUUUCUCUACUUUUUCUUUUUGCUCAGGGUUGGUUUUGGCUGGUUUCUGGUGUGAUGGUUAAAAGCAAUGUGAUCAUACCUUCUCACUC